This is a messenger RNA of Xenopus laevis (African clawed frog), 1674 nucleotides long. RefSeq names its product chondroadherin L homeolog (gene chad.L). NCBI's taxonomy places the organism in Eukaryota, Metazoa, Chordata, Amphibia, Anura, Pipidae. The transcript is spliced from 4 exons. The record is from RefSeq and is a predicted model, not a curated record. Gene Ontology annotation, cellular component: plasma membrane. The coding region runs from base 1 to 1083 and encodes 360 amino acids.
AUGCAACCUUGCUGCCUGCUCCUAACACUCAGCCUGCUGGCUGCUGCCCCAUUCUUAUUAUGGGCAUGCCCUACCAAUUGCCACUGCCAUGGAGGGGACCUUCAGCAUGUAAUCUGUGACACUGCAGGGCUGACCAAGCUCCCCAAGGUAUCAGAGCAAACACGCCUGUUAAACCUACAGAGGAAUAACUUUCCAGUGCUGGCCCCCAACUCUUUCAAGGAGAUGAAGGGGUUAGUCUCCUUGCACAUGCAGCACUGCAAGAUACGGGAGGUCUCCAGUGGUGCUUUCAGAGGUCUCAAGAGAUUGGUCUACCUCUAUCUGUCCAACAACGAAAUAAGCAUUCUAGGCACAGGAGCAUUCGAUGAGUUGACCGAACUCACCUAUCUCUACAUGGACCAUAACAAGAUCAUUGACCUUCCCAAAGGACUCUUCUCACCUCUCUUCAACCUGUUUAUCCUGCAGCUCAGCAACAACAAAGUGCGUGAGUUGAAACCGGGAACCUUCGCAGGGGCUAAGGACCUCCGCUGGCUCUACGUAUCCGACAAUGAGAUCACUAACAUGCAGCCAGGUUCUCUGGAUGAAGUGGAAAACCUGGCCAUCUUCCACAUGGACGGCAACCAGUUUAGCUCCUAUCCGCUGGCUGCCAUUAGCAAGCUGAGAGUGGUAGAAGAUCUGAAGAUAUCCAGAAACCCCAUAAAGAUCAUCCCUGAUUUUGCCUUUCAGUCCUUUGGGCGUUAUAUGGAGUCUCUGUCCAUGGAAAAUAUGGGCGUGGAGAAGUUCACAGACAAAGCAUUUGUGGGAGCCACGACUCUCAAGACACUAAACAUCGAGGGCAACAAAUUAAGCCAACUUCCUGCCAGUGUCCCAUACUCCACCCUACAGAGCCUAGCAAUAGCUAAUAACCCAUGGCACUGCACUUGCCAACUGGCAGCCCUGCGGAGGUGGAUAGAUGGCAGCCGCUCUCGUCCAAAUGCCACCUGUGCCAGCCCAUCACAAUACCGUGGGCAGCAGCUGAAAGACACCGGGGCUUUUCGUUCCUGCAAGCAGCCUGUCAAGAAACUGCGGAAGACUGAACGUCAUUAAAGGCACCUAAUAGGCAGUCUCGGUGACGGACUGUUGACCAGAAAAACUACUGACCUCUAAGACCAGCCAGAAGCUUCUACCAAAGUCUGGAUGAAUCGCCUAUUUCUCCAGUCCCUAGGUUUUCUUCAGUCCCUGGUGUUUUGCCUCAUGCAAUCUGCUAAUACAUAUACUGAAUAUAGAGUACAACAUAUACUUUCCCAUACAGCUUUAUCACAUUACACAUCCAGAUAAUUGUGUAUUGUCCAGUAUUCUAAUCUUAUAUAUACAUAAAAACCCAAAUUCCUAAUAACAGCUAAGCCAAGGGUUCUUAUCAUCCGUAUAAAACUGGAUGAAGCAAAGGCAACGAAUCCCAACCAGAUAUUUAUCAUAAAAAUAUUCAAAUAACUAAAUAAUAACUAAUAACAAAAUAUCUAUUUAUUCAUGUUCAGUUACCAAGUUAAACCUCACCUGAUUCCCUUUCCAAAAGCCUUUUCCCUUCAGUAUCACUCCUCCAAAACCUACCUGAUUCACCUUGAUACCAAAACGGUCAUUUCCAUUAAAUUGUUUAUUUUCUUAUAUAAAUUUGGAUGUAUAUAAACAUUUUGGCUGCAA